This is a messenger RNA of Wasmannia auropunctata (little fire ant), 1955 nucleotides long. RefSeq names its product ADP-ribosylation factor 2 (gene Arf102F). Gene Ontology annotation, cellular component: cytoplasm; plasma membrane. The record is from RefSeq and is a predicted model, not a curated record. The coding region runs from base 543 to 1085 and encodes 180 amino acids. Lineage: Eukaryota; Metazoa; Arthropoda; Insecta; Hymenoptera; Formicidae. Gene Ontology annotation, molecular function: GTPase activity; GTP binding. Gene Ontology annotation, biological process: intracellular protein transport; vesicle-mediated transport. The transcript is spliced from 2 exons.
AUUAAGUUAAUCGGAGUUUGAUUGAAGUCAUCUUGAGUCUCGUCUACAAGAAAGAACUGUGACUUCAAACCAAGUUAAAUGAAUUUUUAAUAAAAAUUGCGCGUCUACAUUUUUUUCAAAUUCGCGCGUGAUAAGGCUGGCAACGUUGCGCGACAAACUUCUCGCCAUCGUCGUGCGCGACGGAGAGGAGAGGGCCGCGCUUUGUCAAUCUCUCUCCGUCGACGAACAGUACCGCGACUUGGACGCGAAGCUUCGAGAAAAAAGGGAAUAAGGCGAUCCGUACACUCGGGAUAGGACCGCACCGACCUCGUCCAGAGUGCGAUCCCCGUCGUGGCGGGUCUCUCGACUCCUGGGUGGAGCGCGGCGUGCGUGGCAAAUUCUGCCAACUAUUUCCGGCGGCACACGGCGCCGCUGACCGCAAGGUGACGUUUGCUGUUCUCUCGCCGUCGAGGUCCCAACGGGAGGUGUCCUCGAGGUGUCUUCGGGCUAACCCCUUCUGCGCGCUGGUGCACUCGCUUGUUGCCUCCCGCCCCCCGGAAAAGAUGGGUCUCACAAUCAGCAGCCUGCUCACCAAGCUGUUCGGCAAGAAGCAGAUGCGGAUACUGAUGGUGGGCCUCGACGCCGCCGGCAAGACCACUAUACUCUACAAGCUCAAGCUCGGCGAGAUCGUCACCACCAUACCCACGAUCGGCUUCAACGUCGAGACGGUCGAGUACAGGAAUAUCUGCUUCACCGUGUGGGACGUGGGCGGCCAGGAUAAGAUCCGGCCGCUCUGGAGGCACUACUUCCAGAAUACCCAGGGCCUCAUUUACGUAGUCGACAGCAACGAUCGCGAGCGGAUCGGCGAGGCGGAGCGCGAGCUGGCGAACAUGCUGAAGGAGGACGAGCUGCGGGACGCGGUGCUACUGGUGUUUGCCAACAAGCAGGAUCUACCCAACGCCAUGUCCGCCGCCGAGCUCACCGACAAGCUGGGCCUCAACUCGCUGCGAGGACGACACUGGUACAUCCAGAGCACCUGCGCCACCCAGGGACACGGGCUGUACGAGGGUCUCGACUGGCUGAGCACCGAGCUGGCCAAAAAGUGAUAGCGCCUCAUCGCAUCCGGUCUACUCUUUAAGAACAGCUCAUUCAUCGUGUAUGGACGUGGAGGACGGGCGGGGACGUCACUCGGCAAUUUCCACCUUUGUCAAAUUUGUAUCGUUGUAACAGUCGAUCAUGUACAGUUUAACGGACGUUGCGUUUUACAAUUGCUUACAGAAAUUGAUGCGAAAUGCGAAUCGAGGAUAUUAAAAGGCGAUCUGACGAUCUCUACGUCAUUGUCGCGCGCGAUCCGAAUUCGCGUGAAUUUGUGCUUCAGGGAGGAAAACUUGUUUUAUAGGAGGACCGGGGGAACAUCGGGAUAUAACAGACGAUUCUUGCGUCAUUUAUAAGAAUAUAUAUAUACCUAUAUAUAUAUAUAAAGGUUGUACAUAGUACUAAGUUCUUUCAUACACACCUCUCAUUUGCCAAGUGAAUUCUAAUUUUGCCUUUUCGAUGCAUCGAGUGACAAAAGUACCGCGUUUCAACCAGUCGAAUUUAAUCGUGCGGAAGAGAUUUAUUUAUGUAUUAUUACGCGUGGAAAAAAAAAAUUAGUAUAUAAUUUGUUUUCUAUCUUGAUCUGCGUCCGUGCUAUUCAUAAAGAAUGACAUACAAUGUAUGUAUUAUGUGAUGUUAUACACAGGUCGUUUGCACUUUCCUGUUCUUCUAUAAUAAAUAUAAGGAAAUUUUUGGAAAUAAGAAAGUAAUUGCUAACUUGCAUAAAGUUUAGUAAACGAUUAAUUUUAAUAUUGCGAAGGAGGAUAAAACUUAACUAAGGUUUACAAUACCUUUUGCGAUUUUCCUUUUUAAUAAAAAUAGACUCUUAAGCUGUAAGAAACAUCUAGAAAUCAUUGUCACAAUAAACCCUUAAUCAUAUA